AUGGUUGAUACAGCAACCGAGGAGGAGACUAAAGUAAUAGUUGAUGAUAAGAAUAAGCAAGGAGGAGGAGGUGUAAAGAAAACGAUACAAUCACCAAAAGAAAAGGUUAUAAAUUAUCACAACAAUAACAACAACAACAACAAGAACAACGACACUGUACAUACAACCAACACAUUAAAUAAUACUGAUCAGAAAAAGAAAAAGAACAAGAAGAAAAAGAAAAAGAAUAACCAACAACAUCAACAACAACAACACAAGAAUGAUCGAGGAGGUAAUCCAAAUUAUAACAACAACAACAACAACAACAAUCAGAGAGAAUAUGAGCAAAUGCGACGUCGUCUUGAUUUUAAUAAACUUGGUUCCGACUAUAGUAGCUGUGAUAAUCAUAUGACCUAUUGGAAUCAUCAUAAUAAUAAUAAUAAUAAUAAUAAUAAUAACCAUCAACAACAACAUCAGUUCACACGACGAAAUUAUACACCUGCUGCAAACGGUCAUAUGACCAAUAGCAGAUCGCCCUACCAUCGAAACCAUCAAUCAAAGAAUAGGGGCAAUUUUGCGAAUCGACCAAGUUUCAAGAAACAUGUGAUAAAAAAGUAA
This is a messenger RNA of Cavenderia fasciculata, 597 nucleotides long. RefSeq lists its product as uncharacterized. The transcript has a single exon. The record is from RefSeq and is a predicted model, not a curated record. Lineage: Eukaryota; Evosea; Eumycetozoa; Acytosteliales; Cavenderiaceae. Bases 1 to 597 code for a protein of 198 amino acids.